AUAGAUUAUCCUGGAGAAUCCCAGAAUAGAGAUGCAAUCAAAUUCAAAUAAACCAAACGUACAUAUAAAAGGGAAAAGUGAAAAGGCGAAAGGAAUUUUAUUUGUACAAAAAAAGAGAGAGAAGGAAUGAGGGAUGACGAUCUUCCCAUAUCAACGCCAACAGCACCUUCAUCGUCGUUCACGACUUCGAAGAAGGAAACUUCCUAUUUUGCCAUUUUCGGUAGAGGUCGUUAUAAGUUUUGGGCCUUUGCCGCUAUCUCAUUGUUAGCUUUGUGGUCUAUGUUCACCGGAACUGUUACCCUACGUUGGUCCGCCGGUAACCUCAACGCCAUAUCCGAUGACAUCGACAUUCCCCUCCCCGAAGAUCUUGACGUUCUCGAAAUGGAAGAAAGGGAGAAGUUAGUGAAGCAUAUGUGGGAUGUAUACACAAACAGCCGUGGGAUCAAAUUGCUAAAGUUUUGGCAGGAAGCAUUUGAGGCUGCCUAUGAGGAGUUAACCAGUGACGUCCCUGGAGUCCCAGAGGAUGCCCUUUCUGAGAUUGCUAAGAUGUCUGUACGCUACAUUCCUAUUGAAUCACCACCUCUUCAUUCAUCGGGAAUUCGUGAAUUAAGUCUAAGGCAAAUGAAGAGGGAGCAAACAACUGCAACAGGGAGAAAGUCAUGACUUGGAGAAUAUCAAUCCCCAUUUGUGUGGUCACCGCUUUUUACACACAUGAAUGAUAGAUUUAUCCCGUCUGCUGUCUGGUUAUUGUGAAAUAGCAUUUGUGAAAAGAUUACACUGUCAGUUCAUUGCAUUUUUUGCUGUUAGGGAAAAACUAGUAUCUAUUUAGGAUUUCAUACUUGUAAAUUUUUUCUCCUCUUAUUUUUGAAAUCACAAGUUCGUGAAAAAUCGAAAAACAUCAUGAUUGGAUUAAUUCGUGCAAAAAAAGACGAUCUAUAUUUGUUGCUAUUAGUUUUGCGCUGAAAUACAUUUUUGAUAGACA
Molecule: messenger RNA, 982 nt
Organism: Solanum pennellii
Lineage: Eukaryota; Viridiplantae; Streptophyta; Magnoliopsida; Solanales; Solanaceae
Exons: 3
Coding region: 127-663 (178 amino acids)
Source: RefSeq, a predicted model, not a curated record